CCCCUUUGGAGAAGAAGUCGUUACUUCCGCGUUCCUCAAACACGCGUGUUGCAGUGUAAAGACAGUUGUUGACUGGUGUUUUAAUUUACAAUUAUGGGUAAACUCAAGAAAAAUAGUAAACGUAACACGUUCGAUUACAAUAAAAACAAGAAGAACCUGAAAAGGAAGCUAAGAAGAAAGGAUAAACCGCUAAUUGAAUGUCCUCAGAUACGCAAAGCUUGGGAUGAACACAAAACAGUGAAGCAAAAUCUUCAAGACAUGGGGCUGUCAGCUGGGACCAAGGGCAUGCUUCCUAUUAAACCUAAAAAGGACACGAAAAGUGACCCAACGGAGGCAGUUGUGUUGAAACCCUAUGUCAUAAAAGAAAUGGAGGCUGAGGCCAGUCUCCGUGGGAAAGACAGAACCACGUGCUCCACCGACAUGAUUGAAUAUGUUCAACACAUGGUGAAGGAACACAAUGAGGAUUACAAGGCGAUGGCACGGGACGAGAAGAAUUACUACCAGGACACGCCGAAGCAGAUCAAGCGGAAAGUGGAAUUAUUCAAACGGUGUCAUCCUGACGAGUAUGCCGCGUUCAUUGCGUCUCUGCAAUCUCAGAAGUCUACGUGAUGUCAGUGUGGAGACACUGUCCGGCAAAGUUUAUAUCCAACCUGCUUGUGAUUUUUAUUAUUUUUUUAAAGGGAUAGUUCACUUUGAAAUUAAUUUUUGGUAUGUUUUAUCUUACCUCAAGG
This is a messenger RNA of Pimephales promelas (fathead minnow), 731 nucleotides long. It is a transcript of the gene nop16, whose product is annotated as NOP16 nucleolar protein homolog (yeast). The record is from RefSeq and is a predicted model, not a curated record. Gene Ontology annotation, biological process: ribosomal large subunit biogenesis. Lineage: Eukaryota; Metazoa; Chordata; Actinopteri; Cypriniformes; Leuciscidae. Gene Ontology annotation, cellular component: nucleolus.